Molecule: messenger RNA, 1563 nt
Organism: Neohortaea acidophila
Lineage: Eukaryota; Fungi; Ascomycota; Dothideomycetes; Mycosphaerellales; Teratosphaeriaceae
Product: laccase III
Exons: 2
Coding region: 1-1563 (520 amino acids)
Molecular function (GO): copper ion binding; oxidoreductase activity
Source: RefSeq, a predicted model, not a curated record
AUGUUCCUCAUCAACGGCCAAUUCCCCGGCCCCCUCAUCCAAGCGAAUUGGGGCGACUGGGUCGAAGUGACCGUGACGAACAACAUCCAGGCGCCGGAAGAAGGCACGUCCCUCCACUGGCACGGUCUCCUACAAGCCGGCACACAAUGGCAAGAUGGCGUCCCGGGCGUCAGCCAGUGCCCGAUUGCGCCUGGCGAAACGUACACGUACAGGUUCCGCGCCGACCAGUUCGGCUCGAGCAUGUACCACGCACACUACAGCGCGCAGUACACCGCCGGCGUCUAUGGCGCCAUGAUCACGUACGGCCCGACGCAGCUCGAUUACGACAUCGAUGUCGGCCCGGUGAUCGUCAGCGACUGGAACCACAUCCCGUACUUCAGCAUUGUGCAAAAUGUCAUGACGAUGAACAUGUCCGAGUACCCGACGUACAGCGAUAGCGGACUGAUCAACGGUCGUGGACGCUUCGACUGCUCCAAGCCUUCGUAUGGACAGAGCUUCAACGAUUCGAACUGGCUUGCGAGCAACUACCCUUCCACGCUGCAAUGGUCUUGCGUUGAUGACGCGCAGAGGUCGCAGUUUCGCUUCCAGAGCGGGAAGACGCAUCGGCUGCGGUUGAUGAAUGUUGGUGCUGAUGGCUUCCAAAGAUUUUCCAUCGAUGGACACACCAUGACAGUCAUUGCCCUCGACUACGUUCCCGUGCAGCCAUACACCACCGAUUCGAUCAUGCUCGGCAUCAGCCAGCGCGCAGACGUGCUCAUCACCGCCGACGCAUCCUCCACCUCCUCCUUCUGGAUGCGCUCCGAGCUCCUCAAUGCCGCAACAUGCGGCGGCCUUGCGCCACCCGGAAUCAACGAAUUCCCCAUCUUCGCCGAAGUCUACUACGAAGACGCCGACACCACCCUCGAGCCCGUGUCCACCACCACCGUCAAGAGCACCAGCUGCAACAACGCGCCCAUCGACAUCACGCAACCGGAAUACGUCAUCCCGCCCAGCACGCAGCCCUUCUACCAAGACCUCGUCCUCACCAUGACCGUCAACGAUACCGGCUCCUGGGAAUGGGAAAUCAACGGCCAGACCUACCGCGCAGACUACAACAACCCGCUGCUCUACGACGCCGCCGACGGCCAAACCUCCUUCCCCUCCGACCCGCAGUACAACCUCUACAACUUCGCCUCCAACACGUCGGUCGUGCUCAACAUCACCAACGCCACCCCCUUCCCCCACCCCAUCCACAUGCACGGGCACAACUUCUACGUGCUCAACGUCGGCGGUGUCGGCGCGCCGUGGGACGGCAGCACCGUCAACCCGACGAACCCGCUGCGCCGCGACGUGCAGAUUGUGCCGCCGCUCGGCUUCAUUGCGAUUCAGUUUGAAGCGAACAACCCGGGCAUUUGGCCGCUGCAUUGCCACGUUGCGUGGCAUUUGAGCGGCGGCUGGUAUAUCAACGUCAUGAGCCAGCCGGAGUUGCUGACCAUUCCGGCGGGAGAGAGGGAUUUGACGUGCAAGGCGUGGGAUGCGUGGACGGCAAAGAACGUCGUCGACCAGAUCGAUUCUGGAUCGUGA